Messenger RNA from Frankliniella occidentalis (western flower thrips), 1782 nucleotides. RefSeq names its product luciferin 4-monooxygenase-like. The transcript is spliced from 7 exons. NCBI's taxonomy places the organism in Eukaryota, Metazoa, Arthropoda, Insecta, Thysanoptera, Thripidae. Bases 273 to 1637 code for a protein of 454 amino acids. The record is from RefSeq and is a predicted model, not a curated record. Gene Ontology annotation, biological process: fatty-acyl-CoA biosynthetic process; long-chain fatty acid metabolic process. Gene Ontology annotation, molecular function: long-chain fatty acid-CoA ligase activity.
UGGACGCGCUGCUGACCGCACCGGCGCCGGCGAGGCCCCCGCGGCGACCGCGACGCACGCGGCCCGAGACUCCAGCCUCCUCCAACGACACCGUCGGCGGGCCCGAGGACGGCGCGCCGCCGCCGGCCCGGGCGGGGCCGAGGGGCGGCAUCCUACGGGGCGCCUCGCUGUCCGCGCCGCUCGCCGACGAGUCCCUCGGGCUGCUGCUCCUGCGCGCCCUGCAGCGCCACGGCGAGAGGGCGGCCCUGGUCGACGCCGUCACGGCGGAAGGCAUGACCUACAAGGACCUGGUGCACGAGUCGGUGACCCUCGCGCGCGCGCUCCGCACCCUGAUGAAGGACAUCCGGGCCAAGACAGAGAGUACGCGGGCUUCAGACGCGGGCAUCGCAGGAGACGACUCCGUGGUGGGCGUGUUUGUGGAGAACAGAAAGGAGCUUCUGCCGUCGCUGCUCGCCAACCUACUGCUCGGUGUACCCGUGACCAUGCUCAACCCGCUGUCAAACACGGGCGAGCUGGUUCGGGCGUGGACGUCAACCAGGCCCAGCUUGGCGCUCUGCUCGUGGGGGACUCUUGCCGCGGUGCUCGAGGCGUCCGUAUCCCUCCCCUCUCUCACCCAGGUCGUCGUCUUCCCCAGCGGCAACCCCGAGGCCGACGCUCGGGAGGCCGCUGCCGCCAACGCUGCCCGCCGGGGCAAGUCCUCGGCCCUGCGCGUUGCAGCUUACGCGGAGCUGCUGAAGAGAACCUCGAAGGAGUCACUGGACAGCGCUGAGGACCUCGCGAACGCCGUCGGCGACGUUCUCCGGCCCUUGCGGAGUGACACGCACACCGCCUACCUGCUGCAGUGCGGGCGCGGCGGGCGCAUCGCCCGGCUCACCCACCGCAACCUCCAGUACACCGUGCAGCUGCUGCAAGAGCCGGACGCCGCCGGCUACGGCUGGACCGCAGACGACGUGCUGCUCCUGGGCGCGCCGCUUUCGCACGCGUUCGGCCUCGGAAUCUGCCUAGGAGCGCUCGCCCUCGGCCUCAAGGUGGUCAUCAUGCCGUACUUCAGGGAGCAGCUGUUCCUCAGCGCGGUGCAAGCGCACAAGGUGUCGCAGCUCGUGCUGGUGCCCCGGCAGGCCGCUCUGCUGGCGCACAGCCCGCUGCUGGAGGACGCCGCCGUGCUGGCGCCGCGGGGGCUGCGGGGCGUGGUGUGCGCCGCGGCGCCGCUGCCGCGCGCCCUGCACCGAGACCUGACGCGCCGCCUGGCCGCGCCAUGCCGCCAGGCCUACGGGCUGACGCAGGCCUCCUGCUCGCUGCUCGUCGCCCCCCGGGGUGCGCCACCGGACACCCAGGGGAGGGUAGUGCCCGGCGCCGAGGCCAAGGUGGUGGACGCGGGCACGGGCGCGCCCCUGGGGCCGCUCCAGGUCGGGGAGCUGUACCUGCGCGCGCCCUCCAUCAUGGCGGGGUACGUGGACUACGCCCGCGCCCAGGCGACGCAGGACGACGACGACGACCAGGUCGUCGGGGGAUGGCUGCGCACCGGCGACCUGGCGUACUACGACCGCAACGAGUGCGUGUUUGUGGUGGACCGACUCAAGGAUGUGACGAUGUACACGCGCGGCCAUUUCAAGGAGUUCGACGGCGAGCACGAGUGACGGGCAAGCACUUCAUCAACAACCGUUAUUACCAAAGUGUUGUAUUUCAUCAAAACAGCUUCAAACAUAUGACGUUGUAAUAAAUAAUAAAGACAAUAAAUAAAUAGUUCAAUAAAUACUUAAUAUCUAGUUCAUAAAGCUAAAA